Symbiodinium sp. CCMP2592 is the source of this 2205-nucleotide messenger RNA. Lineage: Eukaryota; Dinophyceae; Suessiales; Symbiodiniaceae. The record is from the annotation of a GenBank genome assembly.
AUGGGCUCACCGGUGGUCCAGUACUGGCUAGCCAAUGCGGUUCUAAGCAAUCGGGGCUCUGCAGGAGCCAGUGGAGAGUCAUCUUCGGGAGAUGAAACCGGCUCUGGGGACAGCGAGAACUCUGAAUCAGAGUCCGAGUUCAGUGAGGACCCCGCGGACGAGCCAGUGAAGGAGCCCGAGCCCAAAGGUUCCAAGCAUCCAUCGGAUGCCUCGGAGGUCAAGGAGUCGGGAACAACGGCUUCUGAUUUGCCACGUCUGAGCAGCCGAAGCAUGAGUUCUUCAGAUAAUCCGUGGGUUGCGGAGCCGAGUGCAAGCCUCACCCCGACCGAGAAGUUAUCCCCUGUGUCUACUGAUGAGUGCCCCGCUACCAGAAGCUUGCUUGCAUUUUUCAAUCAUGUACAAGUCGAAGGCAAACUCGAGCAAACCUACCCCAAAUCGAUCCGAGGAGAUCGCCCGCUGCCGCCGGUGCCCCACUUCCUUGACUCCUCGGAGGCAGAGAGCAUAAUGGCGGAGCUGGCUCACCAGGAGGCGGUGCUAAAGGAGUUACAGGUCAUGGAAGAGCUUCAUGCCGAAGAACUUGAGUUGGCCAAGUUGCUUUCUAGAUUGGAUCUUGACCAGCCCGAUGUGGACACGCUCCCCAUGUCUUGGGAUGAUCCCUGCGCUGUGCCUUGGGUUCCUCCGGUUGAGCCCUUGUUGGAGGAUGCUUCGAAGCUUGAAGCUGAUAGCUGGGCAGAGCUCGGCUUGCACCCGUAUGACGGUGACGGUGAAAGCUGCGACGCAAAGCCAGCACUGCAUCGAGCUGUGAACAUGGAUGAAGAGGCUCCCGAGCCCCCCAGUCCAGCAGCAUCUGUGAAAGAUGCUACUAUGGAUGAUUGCGGUGAAGUGCAAGCUGCUCCUGAGCCUACCGGUUCCAUUGCAGAAGAUGCUAUCGCAGAUGAUGCCAAAGCAGAUGAGAGUGCUGCUGAGCCUACCGGUUCUGCUGCAGAAGGUGCUAUCGCAGAUGACACCGAAGCAGAUGAGAGUGCUGCUGAGCCUACCGGUUCCACGGCAGAACAGGCUAUCGCAGAUGGCACCGAAGCAGAUCAGGCUGCUCGAGAGCCCUCGAGUCCAGAUGCUAUCAUGGACGGUGAGGCAGAGACGUCUUCGGCAGAGCCGGCUGCGUUGAAGCCCCCCGCUUGCUUGAAAGCGCUCAUGCCCAUCUCACCGGCAGACCAGACGAAGCUUCUCAAGCCCGAUCGGGACGGUCGAGGCCGCCGUGGGCGCGGCGGCCGUGGUGGCCGAGGCCGCGGCCGAGGCCGCGCUGGCCGAGGUCGCUGUGAGAGUGAUUCUGAGCCUGAAGAGGAAGAUGAGUUGUCGGAUGACGGGGGUGCUAAGCGGUCCAGGGCUUCCUCUGAGUCUGACCAUGACAUCGUCAAGAAGGCUCCGAAGAAUCGAGCGACUGCCAAGGCUAAGAGCAAAGCCUUGGCCAAACCCAAGGCCAAGGCUGCGGGGAAAUCAAAGGCCAAGGCAAAGGCCAAGGCCAAAGGCAAAGCAGUUUCCAAGCAUGGGGUGGAGGAUGAGGGCCGCGAAGGCCAGGAUGAAGCAUCGGAGGAGCAGCCCGCCAAGAGGAAACGGCGAUCCAGCAAGGAAUCCGAGCACCCAACCAAGAAGGCCAAGUGCAUGAGGGAUGCAAGUGACGACGCCUCGGACAAGGACGAGGAGGACUCGGUUGAAGCCGGCUUCACCGUCAAGGGAUCUACCAAGCUAUCCCCAGCAUCCAAGAGGGCUGCUAUCACAAAGGCUGGUGGCACGGUGGUGUGUGGCAGGAAGGCAACCAGGGCUGCUGAGGAUUGCAAGAAGCCGACCAAGGCUGCUGAGGAUCGCAAGAAGUCGACCAAGACUGGUGAGGAUCGCAAGAACUCGACCAAGGGUGGUGAGGAUCGCAAGAAGUCAACCAAGGGUGGUGAGGAUCGCAAGAAGUCAACCAAGAACGGCGAGGAUCGUGGCAAGAAGCCGGGCAAGGCCGGUGGCGAUGUCGGUGAAACUGGGUCCAAGUCUGCGGAGACAAAGGCUAGGCUAUCAGAAAAUCCGUUGCGUACCACAAGGCUAGGGCUGCGGCGAAAGCCGCUGGAGCUUCAGACGAGCAGGCCAAAGAGGCUGCAAAGAAGGUUUCCCGCCACGCAACUAAGUAAUGAAAUCCUAGCUUCUCCCUCGCUUUCGAUCUAG